UGACUACUUAUUCAUCUUAAGCCGUCAUACCUGCAUUAAUUUGGUCAGUUAAUCCCACCAAACUACCUAGCUUUUUAUUAUUCUAUACGUGGCUGUUACGUGCUAUUUGUAAUGACAUCGGUGGCUGGCUAUAAAUGUGGUGAGCACACUUGUGGCGUUGAGGUCAAAGAGGGAAUUCAGUGCGACAGAUGCUUGUUAUGGUACCAUAACAACUGCUCUAGAUUAGACCAGGACUCUAUUGAUCUUUAUGCCCGACAUUCCCAAUUAAAGUGGAUUUGCUUCCACUGCGUGUGCUUAGCAGACAUUGGUUCUCGCUUGAUACACGAUCGGACUUUUGAUCCAGUUACUCAUGUCUCAGCUGUGCAUGAGUCUGCUAGUAGAAACUGUGUGCAUAGACUAGACAUUGCCGAGAAGUUGAUUCGUGACCAGAGCUUGCUAAUUGAGACAUUGCGUUCAAAAGUUGAAGAGUUGCAGUCUUCAUUGGAAUGUUACUUGCGAAGUGCAGAACUUGCCAUGGGUAGACAACGAAACGUUCUUAUCUACAAUAGGGAGGAGCCAGUCAUACGAGAAACUAAAACUCGACGGGACCUAGACAGAAGGCGAGUGCACGAUAUCCUUCGUAUAGCCGGAAUACCGUUAUACGUUGGUAUCAAAAGAGUACAUCGUGUUGGCAGCUGGAGAGAAACAAGUAUGCUCCGCCAACAAGGUUAUGCAAGGCCUAUCCUGGUUGAGUUUCGGAACCCUAUACACCGGGACCUUCUACUUAACAGGGCUGGGUUGGUUGCAAGUCAGACAAAUGGUCGGUAUCAAAUAGCACCGGACACACUAACUUCGAAGGCUAAAGCCCCUCGGCUGAGCCGGUUAGAAGGUACUAAUACCAGCUUGGCUAACGAAUCUGCGGUCUCACAUGUUGGAAUUCACGAUAGUGAGCCUCACGUUACGCAGACACCUAAGCAAAACUCUAGCGUCUGCUCUCCUGUGGCAAGGGCAGUCAGCUUGUCUGGACAACCCCCUUCACAAGACGCCAGCGAGAUAACUCCUGGCCUGCAUUUGGUUGUGGAGAAACUUGCUCUUGAUGGAAAUGUGAAUCACACCUCUAUGGCGGAAGAGGGUAGUGAAGGUGUGGCAAUGGGACUUCAGCCGGUGCGUUCAAAAACAAUCGAGGCCUCAUGCUCGAUAGUAGUGGCACCAAAGUCCAUGGGUGGUAUGCCCUUUUCACAAAAUGAUAGGAUAAAUGAAAAACUUGCCACACCUAAAUUGGACCGUACAGAAAAUCCGAAGUGCAGUGCUGUUAGGUCGACUCAGGUAAAUGGGAGGAAACCCGUCGGGAGUUUAUCCAGCAAGCCCAGGCGGGCGAAGCCAGGAAAGGGAUUAUCCCGUAAUGCGUUACAGCAGCCCAGCGUUGAUUCAUCGACUCAGGCAGCUGAUCGAAAUGAAAUGGUACAAAAAACGGGUUAUCCCCUCGGGCUCUACGUCCGAGGGGAAACAACCGCGUUCGGAGAGACUAAGCGUGUGGUACACUAAUUGUUGUAGUGUGCGUAACAAAUGGGGGGAGUUAGUGACGCGUUGUGAGCAUGUUGAUGUGGCCGCUGUGUCGGAGUCCUGGCUCUCUCCAGAUGACCUUAUUGGUGAUCUGCUUAUAGACUUUGCGUGCUACAGGGCUGACAGGCCCGGGUAUCAGACUGGUGGAGGAGUACUCUUGCUUAUAAAGUGCCAAUAUAAACACUGGGAGGCUCCAUUUACCAUGAGUUCUGCUAACGUUCAGGUGGUAUCCUGCUAUCUAAGAGCAUGGGGUAGAUUGGAGAUUAUAGUAUGUGUUUAUCGUAGCCCAUCCUCCACGCGAGAAGAGGACAGGGAUCUUGGUACGUUACUAAGACAGGCGGCAAUGGCCGCACCUAAUUUUCUGAUCGUCGGUGACCUAAACCUUCCGCAUGCUGAUUGGCAGCAUGCUGAAAACAGAGUGGGUACUUUAGAGAAGGAACUAGUAGAUUGGAUGCAUGUAAAUGCGUUCGAGCAAUACGUCAAUGUUCCGACUAGGAGUCGUACUGGGAGUACCCCUUCAACCCUUGAUAUCGUGAUCGCCAGACAUGGUCACUUGAUUGACCUAUGCGUGGAGCCACCCAUAGGUAAGAGUGAUCAUUGUGUUUUGACCUUUUCUCUGGACACACCGAGGCUUGCAGAGAACCGUCGAAUGGGAAGAGAUUUAAAUCGUAUUGAUUUUACGAAGCUGCGGGAUCGAGCCCUUCAGAUCACUUGGAUCCCUGAACAGGACAAGGCCACUUUGGAACAGAGGUGGCUUCUACUCAAAAGUGGACUUGUACAGUUGCUGAACGAAUUUGCUCCUCUUCGCCCCAGGAGACAUCUUGGGAAACCCCGAUGGUGGAGAAGAAAAAUUGAUAGAGCGAUAAAGAGGCGCAAUGCUGAGUGGAGAAAAUAUCAAGAAACUCGGGGCUUCCGACGUUGGCUGCAAUACAAAAGGUGUCGAAACAUGGCUAUUAAGUUACAGCGGCAGGCGAAGUACUCAUAUGAGCUUAGGUUGGCCAAAUUUGCGAAAAC
Dicrocoelium dendriticum is the source of this 2556-nucleotide messenger RNA. The record is from the annotation of a GenBank genome assembly. Lineage: Eukaryota; Metazoa; Platyhelminthes; Trematoda; Plagiorchiida; Dicrocoeliidae.